GCGGAAGCCGGAAGCGCAGUUCAGGGAGCGAUGGCAGCCGGCGGCGGGCUGAGCCGCUCGGAGCGCAAGGCGGCUGAGCGGGUCCGGAGGCUGCGGGAGGAGCAGCAGCGGGAGCGCCUCCGCCAGGUGUCGCGCAUCCUGAGGAAGGCGGCUGCAGAGCGCAGCGCGGAGGAGGGCCGGCUGCUGGCCGAGAGCGAGGAUCUGGUGACCGAGCUGCAGGGUCGGAGCCGGCGGCGAGAGGGCCUCAAGCGGCGCCAGGAGGAGGCGAGUCGCGGGCGGCGGGCGGCGGGUUGUAGGCUGUGGGCGGCGGGCGGCGGCCCGUGUGACCAGCUCUGCUCCCGUCAGGUGUGCGACGACCCAGAGGAGCUGCGGAGGAAGGUCCGGGAGCUGGCCGGCGCUGUCCGGAAUGCCAAACACCUGGUGGUCUACACCGGCGCCGGGAUCAGCACGGCAGCAGCUAUCCCAGAUUAUCGGGGCCCUAAUGGAGUAUGGACGCUGCUUCAGAAAGGACGAAGUGUGAGCACUGCCGACCUGAGUGAAGCCGAGCCUACUCUCACCCACAUGAGCAUCACCCGUUUGCAUGAGCAAAAGCUGGUGCAGCAUGUGGUGUCUCAGAACUGUGACGGGCUCCACCUGCGCAGCGGGCUGCCACGAAGUGCCAUCUCAGAGCUCCACGGCAACAUGUAUAUUGAAGUCUGCACCUCCUGCGUCCCUAACAGAGAGUAUGUGCGAGUGUUUGACGUGACAGAGCGUACUGCCCUUCACCGACACCAGACAGGCCGGACCUGCCAUAAGUGUGGGACUCAGCUUCGGGAUACCAUUGUGCACUUUGGGGAGAGGGGGACACUAGGGCAGCCUCUGAACUGGGAGGCAGCAACUGAGGCCGCUAGCAAAGCAGACACAAUCCUGUGUUUAGGGUCCAGCUUGAAGGUACUUAAGAAGUACCCCCGUCUCUGGUGCAUGGCGAAGCCUCCGAGCCGUCGGCCCAAACUCUACAUUGUGAACUUGCAGUGGACCCCGAAGGAUGACUGGGCUGCCCUGAAGCUUCAUGGGAAGUGCGAUGAUGUGAUGCAGCUCCUCAUGGGCGAACUGGGGCUGGAGAUCCCCGCCUAUAGCCGGUGGCAAGACCCCAUCUUCUCCUUGGCCACUCCGCUCCGUGCUGAUGAAGAAGACAGCCACAGUAGGAAACCGCUGUGCAGAAGCAGAGAAGAGGCCCCGCCUGGGGACCCCAGUACCCCACUUACGUCGGCUCCCCCCAUCCUAGGAGGCUGGUUUGGAAGGGGCUGUGCCAAGCGUGCAAAAAGGAAGAAAACAACAUAGCUUGGUGUUGACGAAGAAGAGUUGGCAUU
This is a messenger RNA of Acomys russatus (golden spiny mouse), 1349 nucleotides long. It is a transcript of the gene Sirt7, whose product is annotated as sirtuin 7. Gene Ontology annotation, molecular function: NAD+ binding. The record is from RefSeq and is a predicted model, not a curated record. Lineage: Eukaryota; Metazoa; Chordata; Mammalia; Rodentia; Muridae.